Ictalurus punctatus (channel catfish) is the source of this 1378-nucleotide messenger RNA. Its product is annotated as fructose-1,6-bisphosphatase 1. Gene Ontology annotation, biological process: gluconeogenesis; sucrose biosynthetic process; fructose 6-phosphate metabolic process. The coding region runs from base 70 to 1083 and encodes 337 amino acids. Gene Ontology annotation, cellular component: cytosol; cytoplasm. Gene Ontology annotation, molecular function: fructose 1,6-bisphosphate 1-phosphatase activity. Lineage: Eukaryota; Metazoa; Chordata; Actinopteri; Siluriformes; Ictaluridae. The record is from RefSeq and is a predicted model, not a curated record. The transcript is spliced from 7 exons.
CAGACUCACGUUCAGCCUUUCUGUCUACCUGUACCUUUCGCUUUCCAGCUUCACAAACUACUGCUCACAAUGUCGGACAGAGGAGCCUUCGAUACCAAUGUAAUCACGCUGACCAGGUUCGUCCUGGAGGAAGGACGGAAAGCCAAAGGGACAGGAGAGCUGACCACGCUCCUCAACUCCAUGUGCACAGCCAUCAAAGCGAUUUCCUCUGCAGUCAGGAAAGCAGGAAUCGCUAACCUGUAUGGGAUUGCAGGAAGCACAAACGUAACAGGAGACCAGGUGAAGAAGCUGGAUGUGUUGUCCAACGAUCUUGUCAUUAACAUGAUUAAGUCGUCGUUCACUUCCUGUGUGCUGGUCAGUGAGGAGGAUGACAAAGCUAUCAUCAUUGAGCCUGAACAAAGAGGUAAAUAUGUGGUUUGCUUCGAUCCGCUGGACGGCUCGUCCAACAUCGACUGUCUGGCUUCCAUUGGAACCAUUUUUGCCAUUUACAAAAAGGACAACAACAGUGAACCGAGUGAGAAGGAUGCCUUGCUGCCAGGUAGAAAUAUCGUUGCCGCGGGUUACGCCCUCUACGGCAGUGCCACCAUGCUGGUUCUGUCUACGGGUCAAGGAGUCAACUGCUUCAUGCUGGACCCUGCCAUAGGGGAGUUUAUUUUGGUGGACCGUGACGUGAAGAUUAAGAAGAAAGGAAAAAUUUACAGUCUUAAUGAGGGAUAUGCUCAGUAUUUUUACCCAGACGUCACAGAAUAUCUACAGAAGAAGAAAUUCCCAGAGGAUGGCAGUGCGCCGUACGGAGGGCGCUACGUGGGCUCCAUGGUGGCUGAUGUGCACAGGACGCUGGUCUAUGGAGGAAUCUUCCUGUAUCCAGCCAACGUUAAGAGUCCAAAGGGCAAGCUGAGGCUGCUUUAUGAGUGCAACCCCAUGGCCUUCGUCAUUGAGCAAGCUGGAGGAAUGGCCACCACAGGACCCAUGAACGUGCUGGACAUCCAGCCUGAGAGCAUCCACCAGAGGGCUCCUGUCGUGCUGGGUUCCCCUGAUGAUGUCAAGGAGUACAUUGCUAUUUACAAGAAACACGCCAAGUGAGACGGCGCAUGAUCAACACCCAGCCUAAACAGCAUAACCAGCAUGGGGAAUGAAAACCCUGCAGUAUGUACACCAUGUGAUGCCUGAUAUGUGUGUUUAACUUGUUGUGUGAAAUUCUACACAACAUCUAUACAAUACCUAAAAACGCUGGCAAUUUUCUGGUAAAUAUUUUACCUAUUUACUCUGCAUACACCCCUUUUCACAUUAAAUAUAUAUAUAUGUAUCAUAACAGGAUAAGCAUGAGGAUUUUUAUAAAAAUAUAGAAAUAAAGAUGAAUAAGCAUUCAAACACUUUA